This is a messenger RNA of Acanthosepion pharaonis, 726 nucleotides long. NCBI's taxonomy places the organism in Eukaryota, Metazoa, Mollusca, Cephalopoda, Sepiida, Sepiidae. The record is from the annotation of a GenBank genome assembly.
AUGCAUCUUCACCUAUACUUAUUUCUCCUCUCUCUCUCUCUCUCUCUCUCUCUCUCUCUCUCUCUCUCUUCUUACCCUAGUCAGUUUUCUCUUAAGACCUCACGCUUCAUUUCACUUAUGGCAAAACCUUGUCUUCUCCCUCCUCCCGAUUUCUUUUCUUCUUUUAGCUUUCUUUAUUCCGACUUUCCUCCUCAUCUGUUUUUUUUCUUCUCUUUCUUUUUCGAAUUAUCUUUAUUUUUAUUUCUUCAUAUUGCAUUUUCCAGUUCUUUUUUCUUCUUUAUACUUAUUCUCUUUUCCCUUUCGUUUUUUUUCUUUUCUUUUGUUUAUUUCUUUUAUUCUUCUUUCUUUAACUUUCAUUCUUCUUUUUGCCUUUUAUUUUUCCUUACCAUUUUCUCGCCAUUCUUCUUCAUCUUUUCCUUCUCUUUAUUAGUUCUUUUCCCUUUUUUUCUCUCUUUUUUAUUCUUCUCCGCCAGUUUGCUUCUUUCCUUUCAUCUUCUAUUUUCUUCUCUCACUUUAUCUUUCUUCUAUUUUUAUCUCUUUUUCAUUCUAUGUCAUCUUCUUUCUCUCUCAUUUUCUAUUUUCUUCUUCAUUUGUUCCUUUUUUUUCACAUUUCAUUUUUCCUUCCUUCGAUCACGACACUCUUUCUCUUUACAUUCAUCUUCAUUAGAUUUUUUCAUACAUUUUUCUCCUUCAAAUAUGGCUGCUGAUUUCCUUCCCAAGAUAUAA